Messenger RNA from Vigna angularis (adzuki bean), 1384 nucleotides. RefSeq lists its product as uncharacterized. The coding region runs from base 92 to 1063 and encodes 323 amino acids. The record is from RefSeq and is a predicted model, not a curated record. Gene Ontology annotation, molecular function: protein serine/threonine phosphatase activity. Gene Ontology annotation, cellular component: nucleus; cytoplasm. Lineage: Eukaryota; Viridiplantae; Streptophyta; Magnoliopsida; Fabales; Fabaceae. The transcript is spliced from 4 exons.
UAUAUAAGACUCAACAACAUAAGUUUCCUGGUCUCUGCUUUUCCCUUCUUGCAUUGGUGUUCUUUGCUUUUGUUGGUUAUCUUUGAGGGCAAUGGAACGUGGAGUUCUUGAUGGCAUAAUCAAUAGACUGCUUCAAGUCAGAGGGAGACCAGGGAAACAGGUGCAGCUCUCAGAGGGAGAAAUCAAACAGCUUUGUAUGGUUUCUAGGGAUAUCUUCUUGAAGCAGCCCAAUCUCUUAGAACUUGAGGCACCAAUUAAGAUAUGUGGAGACAUCCAUGGUCAAUAUUCUGACCUUCUAAGACUUUUUGAGCAUGGUGGUUUGCCUCCUCGCUCCAACUACUUAUUCUUAGGUGAUUAUGUGGACCGUGGAAAGCAAAGUCUAGAGACAAUAUGUCUUCUUUUGGCCUACAAGAUGAAGUACCCUGAGAACUUUUUCCUUCUUAGGGGAAACCAUGAAUGUGCUUCCAUAAACCGUGUCUAUGGGUUCUAUGAUGAAUGUAAACGAAGAUUCAAUGUCAAGCUGUGGAAAAUAUUCGCAGAUUGCUUCAACUGCAUGCCUGUGGCAGCCAUCAUUGAUGAAAAAAUCUUCUGCAUGCAUGGAGGACUCUCUCCCGAACUGCACAAUCUAAGUCAGAUAAACUCUUUGCCACGUCCAACAGAAGUACCUGACAGUGGUCUACUCUGUGAUCUCUUGUGGUCUGAUCCUAGUAAAGACUCCGAGGGUUGGGGAGAGAGUCAACGUGGAGUUUCAUACACUUUUGGUGCCAGCUUGGUCACACAAUUUCUUGGAAAGCAUGAUCUUGACUUGAUUUGUAGAGCACACCAGGUUGUUGAGGAUGGAUAUGAGUUUUUUGCUAAUAGACAACUUGUGACUAUCUUUUCUGCUCCUAACUACUGUGGAGAGUUUGACAAUGCUGGAGCUAUGAUGACUGUCGAUGAGACACUUAUGUGCUCUUUUCAGAUACUGAGGCCAGUGGAAAACAGAAAGCCUAAGUUUGGUUUUGGGAGCAAAACUUCAUUCAAGCAGGCAAUUCUUGAUGCUGCAAGAGUACGUCCUCAUUGAGCUGACUUAGACCAAUAAUAAAGUUUGUAACAUAACUAAAUUGACUUGAACAAAGUCACAACUCUGUUCACUUCAAUGUGAAGGAAGAUUUCAACCAGCAGUGCAAGUUGAGGUCUAUGAAGAACAUAGGAAAAUUUAUGUUUUCUUUUUAGUAUAGCUCAAUGUCUUUUUAUGUGCUGGAACAUUCUCAUCAUGUACAAUGUUGCCACCACAAUUUGAGGGGUCAGGUUUCACUUUUCCUUUGUUUCAGUUUUUUUAUGUGAGAGACAGUUAUAUGUCCACUGUUGUAUUAUAAAUGGCAGCAUAUGCAUUUUGGCUUUC